Molecule: messenger RNA, 483 nt
Organism: Symbiodinium natans
Lineage: Eukaryota; Dinophyceae; Suessiales; Symbiodiniaceae
Source: the annotation of a GenBank genome assembly
AUGACAGGCCACCAAGCGCAUGCCGUCGAGUAUGCCCGGGAUGAUGCCGACUGCCCCUAUGAUGGGCGGCAUGCGGCCAAUGAUGCCCGGGAUGAUGCCAAUGAUGCCCGGCAUGAUGCCUGGCAUGAUGCCUAUGAUGCCGGGCAUGAUGGGGAUGCCGGGCAUGAUGCCCAACGCGCCGCCAAAGUCGAGGAGGUGAAGAAGGAUUUCCUGAACUUGAAGUUCGGUGACAGAGAGCCGCCAAUUGAUCAAGAUGUGAAGGCGUUCAUGGACAAGCACAAGAUUGAUGAUAAGGCCCUUCUGAAGCGUCUCAAUGAGGAGAUCAUGAAGAAGCGGGACACGAAAGAAAGCGUGCUCUUGAAACUGGACGAGCUGUUGGAAGACAUGGGAGAUCCCAAAGGCUACCUCGAGAUGAAGCUGGAGGCCUUUGCCUUGCUUUGGGACCGCUUACCGUUUGCGCAGCUCAGCCUCAUCUGGCCCUGA